This is a messenger RNA of Folsomia candida, 1638 nucleotides long. Its product is annotated as trichoplein keratin filament-binding protein. Bases 87 to 1508 code for a protein of 473 amino acids. The record is from RefSeq and is a predicted model, not a curated record. The transcript is spliced from 8 exons. Lineage: Eukaryota; Metazoa; Arthropoda; Collembola; Entomobryomorpha; Isotomidae.
GUGUUCCAUGUGGGAAACUCAGCAACCCACCAAAAGUUGGAGAAUCUGAGAACGAAAGGUUCAGACGCCUCCAACCAAUCCAUAUUAUGCUGGAAACGGACAGAAAAAUGGCUUUCAGGCAAAAAAUGGAGAACGGAGGGGAAAUAAGGAAAAUUGACGCCCUGACUAAAUUCAAGACUGAAACGGAAAUGGAAGAGAGACGAAUGGAUCUGGAGACAAGGAGUGACAGGCUUAAAAGGAUGAUGGAAAAUGAAAUGUUUUCGCACACUCAGCAAAUGCAGACUGACUUUGAAAGACAACAGGAAUCCAAAAUUGACGGAAUGAGACAGCGAGUGAAAGCUUUAAAAGAAAAGCGUCUUGAAGAGGAACGUCAAUUCGUGGAAAAGAAACUGGAUCUCGCAUUUCAAAAUCAAUGUGAACAAAUGCGGACGCUGCUGUCAAAACGGAUAACAAAGGAAAUCGUACAAGACUGGGGAGAACAGGUCAAAAUGAAGAAGAGAUUAGAGUGUGAAGAAGAGGAGAACGAUCGUAUGUAUGCGCAUUUGGUCAGUCUGGAUGUGGAAAAUAAGUGGAAGCGUGAGAUUGCGUACGAUUGCAUGAGAGCCGAUGCGUUGAAGCAAGGACUUGCAGAACUGGACAGGCAAAUUCAAUACAAAAAGGCAAAGGCCGCAGAUCAGGCCAAAAUCCAAGAACGAGAAUUGGCCAUAAAUGCUCAGAUUCAGAAAGAAUUGGAAGUAGAACGGAGGAAACGGGAGGAAGAAAAGAAUGCACGAUUCAUCAAGUCUAAAGAGCAUGUCAAAGAAAUGAUGGCAACCAGAGAUUACUACAGAGAUCGGAGAAUUAAAAGGGAAGAAAUCGUAGCUCAAGAGUUCCUCCGGAAAGCGAUUCGAGAACUAUAUAUUGAGGAGGCGGACAGAAACAAAGCAAAACGAGAACUGAUGCGUUCAAUCAACAUCUACUUGGAUUACCUCAAAAAACGAGACUGUUACGGUAAUAGCAGAGAAGCAGAGCUGCAGAAAGUAAUUGAUGCCGUAAUUGAGGAGCAGUACUUGAAGGUGAAUGAAGCUCGAAGAAAGGAACAAGCUCAACGAAAACAAUUAUUUUGCAACGUGUUGGCAGGUCGGGCUCAGCAAAUUGACGAUUUGAAAGCUCUCCGGGACAAGGAGGAAAUGGAGCGGCAGAAAGAGUUGAGAUACCUGAAAGAAGAUUGGAAGCAGUAUUUGCGAGAGGUGGAGUAUGAAAAAGAGGUUCAGCUCAAGAAACGCCAGCAGUAUCGCAACGAUUUGGACUGUCAAUUGCAGUAUCAAGCUACGGUUAAGGGUCGAGAUUCAAAUGAGACUAAGCGAGAAGGAGACCUUGGCGAGUUGGAAGAGGGAUUUUUCCUGAAUCGGUUAAAUACCACAGUAAAGCAAGCAAAGUUGGAGAGGAGCAAUCCAUACAGGGAAAUGUUGAGUGGAAAAAAGGUUCAGCAAUGCCUUCGACCAAUUGGUGAAAGUUGGAGUACUUGAAAAAUCAGACAGCGCAUCUUCAAAAUGACAUGAUGCACACAAUAUAAAUCCAUAUAUGUACAUAUCUAUAUCCUGCUUUCUAAUAAUUUUUGUAACUUGCUGUUAGAAAUAAACGAUGCAGACACACAUA